Messenger RNA from Achroia grisella, 5448 nucleotides. RefSeq lists its product as uncharacterized. Gene Ontology annotation, molecular function: protein binding; helicase activity; transcription termination site sequence-specific DNA binding. Gene Ontology annotation, cellular component: nuclear body. The transcript has 16 exons. Lineage: Eukaryota; Metazoa; Arthropoda; Insecta; Lepidoptera; Pyralidae. The coding region runs from base 173 to 4420 and encodes 1415 amino acids. The record is from RefSeq and is a predicted model, not a curated record. Gene Ontology annotation, biological process: termination of RNA polymerase II transcription.
GAUUAAAUAUCGGUUUAAUUUUUUCUCUUAAAUUAUACCCGUGAUAAACACUCGGUUCUUCGUUGAUUAGAUAAUUAUUUAUUAUCUAGUCACAUAAUUUAAUGCGUCAAUUAAUUUAUAAUUAAUGUUUUGAUUAAACAAAUACCGAAUAAGUUAUUCAUUCUGUGUAAAAAUGGCUAAAUGGAAAUUAUGCCGACAAACAUUUGGUGAAGAAGAAUUCAUAAUAACGGAAGGAGAUGAGGUCACAAUUGGAAGAGGAAUUAAUAAUACUAUAGUGUUGUCUAGUUUAUUAAUUUCAAGGAACCAUUGUAUAUUAAACGUCGAGAAAACUAAAGUUCUUAUCACUGACUUGAAGAGCUCUAAUGGCAUAUAUAUUGGAAUAAAGAAAAUUGCUCCUAAUAUACCAUAUACAGUAAAAUGUUCUGAUGUAAUAGGAUUUGGGUUAGCUGAAAAUGCGACUCAUGAAAAUAUAAAAAACAGUGAAAAAUAUAUUUUUAAGUUAACUCAAUAUGUAGUACCUACACCUUUAAUAGAUAGGAUAACAUUUCAAAGUGAUAAUGAAAUUGACGAAAUUGAAAACAAAAUUGCUGCAUUAGAAAGUAAUGGUGUUAUGGUGACUCUUAACUCAUCUGGUAUUGCUGGGAAACACACUUUAAAAAGAAAAAUCAGCAUAGAUUUACCUCAAGUCUGUAUCAAACAAGAAGUCAACGAAGCCAAAGCACCUGACAUUUCUAAUAAGACUGAUGGAAUCAUAGAUCUGUUGUCAGAUAGUGAAAAUGAAAUGCAACCAAAAGCAAUCAAUAUGAAAAAAAUCAAAUUAGAAACCAUACAUGAAAAAGAUUCAAAAGAUGUCACUACAAAACCUGAAAAUGAAUAUUUGCAGUUUGAGGCUUUUGAUGUUAAACAAGAAUAUUUUAGAGAUGAUGAUGAUGAUGAACCAAUUCAAAUCGACAGUGACAGUGAUAGUGAAUCAGAACAUUGGUAUUUACGACUUUCACAGAGUUCACCAGGAAAACCAUUUAUGAAACUGAAGAAUGAAAGAGCCAAAGAAACACAUAAAGAAGAUAGUUCAUACAGUCAAAUUGAUGAUGAAAUUAGUAAUAAUGUAUUGAAUAAUACUUUUUCAAAUAAUGAUGAAGAUUUCAUUGAUGACUUAAUAUCAAUACCUCCUCAACCACCUGAUGAACAGAUCAGAUUGCCACAAACUAAUAUUGUUACAAAUAAAAUCUCUGUUAGUGAGGAAUAUAUGGAGGAUAUAAUAUCAUUUAACCAGAAUGUAACAGAAAAUUCUUCAUCAAAUAAAGACUAUGUUGAUGGUGUUUCCCCUAACAGUCAUGAAAAAUUACAUAAUAAAAAAGAUUUGCAAACCGAUGGAUUAAAGAAAAUACAGUUGAUAACACCAAUUCCACAUCUACCAAAACGGAAAACAAAUAAUAUAUCACAAGAAAAAAAAUCUAAAACAUACAAGAACGAAAAAAAGAAACAUUCAUUUAAAAGACAUAUCAGUAACUCACAAAAAGAAGAACGUAAAAAGAAACUCAAAGAAAUUGCUAAUAAAGAAAAAGAAGAAAAUGAACUGAACCCAACAAUAACUCCUAAUAAUAAUGCUAGUAAAUCUGUAGUCAUAAAAGUAACGUCCACUAAUCGAGGUGCCUUUUUAUCUGAUGUGUCGCAAGGAGUUGUUAAACCCAUGAAGCAAAGAGUAAGCUCUCAAGAAAAUAAAAAAGAUACACAGAAGACCAGUGGAAUGACAUCUGAAUUGUUAUGUGAAGACAAGUCACCUAAACCUAGUGAUGAUAUUGAGAAUAAGAAGGAACAACCUAAACUAGUAAACAAAGAACAACAGAAGACAUCUAGCCAUAAAGACAAACAUGUUAGCUCAAAGCACAGAUCAAAAGAUAAUAAAAUACCUAGUUUACAAUCUACAAUAGAAUCGAGGGUACCCCUCAAAAGUUUAAAACCAUUAACAGAAAGUGAAGACUCAUUCUCAGGCAAACCAUUUUCUAAAGUGGAGCCACUGCCACCUAAGAAACCUAAAAAAUCUGUCCGAUUCUCUGAAGCUCCACCUGAAAUCCGAGAGUUUCAGAUUGAACUAGGUAAUAGGAUGCAGAAAACUAGUUUAGUAAAAACUAGUCUAGUUGAUGUGCAGCAGCUGCCCAUAUUUUCCAAAGAAAAAAUUACAUUAAUGAAAAUCCUCAGAUGGAAUCCUCAGUGGUUGGAAGAACAGAUUAACAACAAUGACCCACCACCAAUAUUAGGGCACAAUAACCCACCAACUGCCCUUUUUCAAUGCUUUAAUAACCAUGAACAGUAUGUUCAAAUGGUUGGUGAUUUGCUUCUUAUGGAAAUUUGGGAAUGUCUAACUUUGGCAUAUAUGAAAAUACGCAAUCAAACUAACGGAUUGCAAAUGAGAAUAGCUUCUUUACCACCUGUGCCUACACAAGAAAGAAGUUUCGAUAUAUUUAAUAUCAGUGUAGACAUAUCAUUACCAACAUCGGAAAUAAAACAUUUUUUACCCAGAGUUGGUGAAAUCAUGCUUAUUUCUUUUGGAUCAGAAAAAAACGUAAGCCGUAGGUUUUUCUUUGUGCAUAAUAUCAGAACUAAUCCUUCGCCGCCAAGUAACAAACAUUCAUUUUACAACAUAUCUUUACAUACAACAUACACGGAGAAGAUGAAACUAUUAAAAUGUGGUGAAUUAAUGACUGGGUUCAGUCUGACAUAUAUCAGAAAUGAACUUAAUUUGUUUGAAGCUAUGGCUUACUUAGCAGGUUCUCCUCUAAGUGAGAUUAUUUUAAGACCUGCGCCACAUCAUUUUAAAAUUCCUGUCUUUAAUCCAGAGAGCACUCUAAAGUCACAGUGGACAAUGACUCUGAAUGAGAGUCAGCAAGAGGCAGUUAGUUCAUCCGUAUCUGCAGCGUUAGGCGAUCGACCCUGCAUACAAAUGAUACAGGGACCGCCGGGCACAGGGAAAUCCAGCGUGAUUUGUGCUAUCGUCAUGACAUAUUUUUAUAAUGAACACGGGAAGAAACAACAAAACCGGGGGAAGAUAUUAAUUUGCGCGACAAGCAAUGCCGCGGUGGAUGAACUAGUCAUUAGAUUAUUAAAUAUCAGACAAAAUUUACCAAAAGAGGAGCGGUUCCGCAUGGUGCGCGUGGGGCGCGUGGAGGCGAUGUCUGCGCGCGCGCGUGACGUCAGCUCGCAGCAGCUGGCCGCCCGCGACGCGCGCCUGCAGGCCGACGCCGCCGCCCUGCAGCCCGCGCGCCUCGGGCUCGCGGAGGAGAUUUCUCGACUAGAAGCCAAACUGAACAUGUGGAAAACGGCAGCCCAAGACGCAAAGGACCCAGUACGAGUUGCGUACUGUCAGGGUCGUAUGACCGACCUCGUCAAAAGGAUAACACUGAUGCGCGCGGGCGGCGGCCCCGAGGUGCGUCCCGAGCAGGUGGCGCAGGCCGAGCGCCGCAUCGUGCAGGGAGCUGACAUCGUCGUCGCCACGCUCGCCGCCGCGCACCUCCACAAGAUGAAGGGGCUGAAGAAUCGGAUCGCAUUGUGUAUAGUGGACGAAGCGGGGCAGGCCAUCGAACCGGAGGCAUUGAUCCCGCUCACGCUUGACGUCACGCGCCUCACGCUCAUCGGCGACCCACAGCAGCUGCCCGGCUUUAUAUGCUCACAGCGUGCGAAACAGCACGGGCUCGGCGAGAGCCUGUUCUCGCGGCUGUCGUCGUGCGCGGGCGGCGAGCGAGGCGAGCGCGGGCCGGCGCUGCUGCUGCGGCGGCAGUACCGCAUGCACGCGCACAUCGCCGACUACCCCAACCGCGCCUUCUACGCCGGCCGCGUGCACUCGGCGCCGCCGCCGCGCCCGCCGCUGCCGCUGCCGCCGUACGCCGUGCUCGCCGUCGCCAGCGGGGACAAGGGACAAGGUGCUUCCGGAGCAAAUGAAAUGGAAGCAUGGGCCGUUUCGAGACUAGUAGUCGCUUUGAACUCUCUACUACGCGGAUUAAAUUUAAGCUUGGCAGUCAUCACGCCAUACAAUGCUCAUAAGGAUCUCAUCAAGAAAAAUAUUCGAAUAUUACAGAAUUCAUCUGAGCCUCACGUGGAGGUGAACACGGUGGACAGCUUCCAAGGCCAGGAGCGCGACGUGGUGGUGGUGUCGCUGGCGCGCAGCCACGGGCUCGGGUUCCUGGCCGACGCGGGCCGCAUGAACGUCAUGCUCACACGAGCCCGCCAUGCGCUUCUUGUCUGCCUCAACCCGCACGCUGUGCUGAAAAAUUACCAAUGGCGAACUUUAGUGGAAGAUGCACAGCGCAGGAAAAUGUAUAGGGCGCUUCCGAAUGAAAUGUGCCAAUCGGUCGGUCAUAUAGCUAAUGAACAGGUGCUAAAAUACGUAACAGAAGAGAAACCUACGACUCGUUCAAAACGAUGAACAUGUCUGACUGACCAAUAUUUGGGAACUUAUUACUGUUCUAAGUACAUAGAUACGUAAUUUAAUAUGACACGUAAAUUAACGUAUAAAUGCAAGUCAGUGCAUUUAAACAAGUUAAAAGAAGUAAAUGUAAAAUAAGUAAUAUUUAUUCAGUACUGAUGUAUCUAUAUAUCUAUUGCUAAUGUAAAUGUCUAUAGGUGCUACUUAUCCCAUACUUCAGUUACACCAAAAAAAAAAUUUUAACUCCGUAAAAUACAUGUAGUCUCUGCUUACAUUUAUUUAAAAGACUACGAGUUAUAACCUGUUUAAUGUUUUUUUUACAAUCAAAUAUCCUUAAAAAUGCAAAUAUUCCAUUGUAAUUGAAUGACAUCUAAAAAAAAUGGUAUUGUAGUAUGCUUAGACAGAUGCUUUACUUGCCUUAGACCAGCACUGUUACCUUGGGAAUUAGAAAAAUACAUUUUCUCCAAUACAUACAAUUCAUCAUCAUUAUCAUCUCGAUGUCGACCUAAUGUACAGACGUCACUCCUGCUCACCAUUGAGAAUCCACUAAUGCUACUAUGAAUGAAAAAAGUCCUCAUUACAUUAUUUGUUGGAGAUCCUAGAUGUGUUAUUUCAAUUUGUCCUUGACUUGUUAUUUAGGUUUAUAUUUACUUACCUAUUUUUUUUUUCGGACUACUCUAAUGCUAUUGACCGCAGCUGGCCUUUACAGCUUCACCGGACGGUAGGGGGCGAGUGCAGAUAGCACUCCAAACCCGUGGAAGGACUUAUAGAGCGGCUGAAGGCCAACUCCCGCCUGACAGAUACGACUUUAGUCUGAGAGCACCGUUAGGGGUUCGAACCUCGGCUCAGACAUUUCGAUCCCCGUUUGAAUUGGACGGGGUAUCGAUCAGAGGGGAUUUUCUUACUGUAUCAAAGGAAGAUGUAGCGGUAAAAUAAAAUAAAGCGGAAGCAAUAUUAUAUGCUCGUUUUUAAAUAUACUUAGGUUAAAUUUAUUACCUGUGUACUCUAUUGUAAAUAAAAACUUUACU